CAUGCAAUACGAGGCGAGGGCAUUUUGGUCAUUUCAACCUCCUCUUUUCCUCUUCUGAGGGAAGAAGGGUGCACUGUUCUCGCCACAUAGAGAAACCGAACACCAGAUGAGCGAAGUAGAGAAGAUGAUCGCCAUCGGCCUCGUCUGGGGCGUCACCAACGCUAUAAUGCGCCGGGGUGCGCUCCUCUGGGACCAGAAGCUGGAGGCAACCUCCGCAUCAAAUCCCCGCCGUCCAUCUCUCCUGCACGAACGGGCCCUAGCGCAUCUCAAGAAAUGGAUCGAUCUUCUCCUAGUCUGGCAGUACUCCAUCCCUUUCCUUGUAAACCUCUCAGCCUCUGCUGCUUUCUUCUCCAUCUUAAGCGACGCUCCGAUCUCUCUCGCCGUUCCGGUCACCAACGCUACGACGUUCGCCGCCACAGCGGUCGCGGCCACGGCCCUUGGAGAGGAGACACGUGUCUGGCAUGCCUUGUCAGCAGGUGACGUCGACCGUUCAUCACUGCAGGCCCCAUCAUGUGUGGAUCACAUCGCAGACAUAGCACCUGUUGACGAACAUACUCGUUUGUCAAAUGUCAGUAAACAAUCGCAGCAUUGAAUCCCAAAUUCAAUAACAAACAUCCACCGAUUCAGAUUGUUGAGAUUGGAUAGUAUUGCAUCCGUAACUGUUAUUGCAUCUGUACUUGUUAUAUCUUGUUAGAGGAAUGCUGAUUGCAUCCAGUUUAUUGAGCACCAGUUCCCAUGACAA
Magnolia sinica is the source of this 742-nucleotide messenger RNA. RefSeq lists its product as uncharacterized. The transcript is spliced from 2 exons. The record is from RefSeq and is a predicted model, not a curated record. The coding region runs from base 107 to 592 and encodes 161 amino acids. Lineage: Eukaryota; Viridiplantae; Streptophyta; Magnoliopsida; Magnoliales; Magnoliaceae.